GUUUAUUACUGCUCUGCAGAUGCCUCCAGAUCGGAGUCCAGAAGAUCAUAUGGACUGUUAACGUCUGGAAGACCCUUCAUCAGACUUGCUGAGUCUACCUGAGAUCAUUCUUUCUGCAGCUGCAGGAAAAACUAUGACGUCUGGAAUGGACCCUAAGCGCUAUUACUAGAGACAAUGGGGACCACUGUAGUCUGCUUGCGUUACUUGGAAACACAGUGACUGCACUGGGGAAAGUGGAUGGAAAUUAUCCUUCAUUACUUCUGGACAGCAAAUAAAUUGAGACGAUGAAGCUGCCAAAUUUCCACAUGUUUAGCUCUUGCUAACUCCAUUCUCCAUAAAGAAGUUUCUGCUUAUGGUCCUCCAUGGUUGACGUUUACCAGCUUGAUUUGAAGUAGUAGUUUCUGUACUGUUUACAAUGAAGAACAGCUCGGGCACCAUGCUGGACCUCAGCUUCUUGACGGAUGAGGAGUAUGAGAAGCUCAUGAAUGUUCUGCAGAGAGAUGCUGAGCUACAGAAGAAAGACGGCGACCGCAUCAGACGUCUUCAGGGAUCAUUGAAAGAUGAAAAAAAGAAAAAAUUUGUGACCGGGGAGUGGUUUCAUGAUGUCAAGUUUCGACGUUUCAAGGAAGACUUACAAGGCUCUGAAUUACUUAGAGCAUCAAUUCGGAAGAAGCGGAAUCUAAAUCAAAGCGUAAAGAAUGGAAAAGGAGAUGGUUUCAAAGAAGCAAUACACAAUCUAUCCACACACGGGGAGCUUGACUCUCAGGGACAGCAAAGCCCUGUUGAUGGUAUUUAUGAUAGGACUGCCAGUGUGCCUCAGCUGCACAUAGAUCCAUCUGUAGAGCCUGAAGCAUCCAGUUACAAUUCACCAGAAAAGAGGAGCCUCAAUGGCAAUAAACCAGUAGACCGUGUAACUAAUGAAGGCUUAUCUCCGUCUUCUGAGACUAGAAGCUUUCCUGAACGAGGAGAACACGGAAGUAUUCUGCAAGAGAGCAGCGCACCAAAUAAGAAUUUAAUAUCAAGACCUGUUCCUCUUGCUAGAAAAUUAUCUUCUCCUGAGAAAAGUCCAAACGAAGAAAGUGGUAGUCCUAGUAAGAUACCAGUCAAAAGGAAAACAAGUAGGGAAGCAUCAAAGACUGACAUUUCACCACAAUCGGAUCAUUCAAGCAUCACUUUCAAGAAGACAGAAACAUUGGCACAGUCCGGAUUAUCCUCUCCAGAGACAGAGCAGCCGAAAAAUGUCAAAACCAAUGCAAACUUUGAAGUCCAUUCAAUGAAAGAGAUGCAAGGAGAGCAAGAUUCCAUUCUAGACAAAGACCAGUUUAUAUCUCUAAGAAAAUUUUGGGAAAAGGGAGCAGGGAAUUCAGGGAAUGCAAGUCAGGGCCAUUUAAAGCAAGAAGCAGAAGAUGCAGUGAAUUUAGAUGAGUCUCCUGCAAAGCCUAACCACUCAGUUACUAUACAAUACACCACAAAAGUUAAUAGCGAGGAGAGAUCUCUACCAGAGUAUACACAUCGACUGAAGUAUUUCUCACAAAGACCUCAAGUGGUAUCCUCCAGUGAAGAUGAAAUGGUCCAUGUGGUUCCACAUCGAAAAACCCCAUCCUCUUCAAUACCAAGAUCAACUUAUGCUAAAAGCAAGGGUUCAUCAAAUUCAAGAAGUAUGUCUGUAUCAGAAAGCAAUGGGACCACCUCACACAGUGAGGACAACAGUGGCGUUAACCGAUCUUCUAAGAAAUCAAAGCUUCCAGUUAGAGCUUCUUCAGUUGUCAAGGAGACUAAAGGUGAUCCUACUUCUUCUCCCAAAGACAAGCUACCUGUCGUUUCUGUGCCAGAGAUAACAGACUCUGUGGAGGAAAUCAUUGUCCCACAAAGCAAACCAAAAGUAGCAGAGUCACUUUAUAGCAAGGUUCAGAUUUUAAUUGAUACUGUGUCCUCUGAUGAAGAACAGGGAGGGACAGAUAAAAAACCCAAGAGUGAAGACAAGACAGGACAUUCACCACUGGAAAGUGAAAACGGCCGGAGUUCUGAAGAUUACCCUGAGGAUGUGGCUGCAUCAAAGUCUAAUAAUGUUAGCAAUGCAAGAAGCAUGGUGAAUAUUUAUACAACCACGGAAACAUAUAACAAGCCGAACACGUUAAGUCACCAGCUUCUGGAGCCGGAACGCGCUAAAGAGCUGAGCAGAUCCACUCCUGCCCUGCAUUCAGAGACUGAAUCUGACACUGCCUCUGAAAUCAGCUUCAACAUUAGGAAACACAGAAAGACCCUUAGCGGUGGCAGCAACUCCUCUGAUAUGGCAUCAGUAUCUUCCGUCAGUAACAGUGUCCUCAGUGUGUACAGCGGUGAUUUUGGAAGUGUGGACGCACAAGGAACUGUUCAGUUUUCUCUGGAUUAUGAUGAGAAGAACCGUGAGUUCCAGAUAUACGUGGCUCAGUGCAGGGACCUGGCUGUGGUGGAUGAGAAGAAAGGACGAUCAGACCCGUAUGUCAAGACUUACUUACUGCCGGAUAAGGCAAGGAUGGGGAAGAGGAAGACGUCGGUCAAAAGAAAGACGACAAAUCCAAUUUACAAUGAAGUCUUAAGGUACAAAAUUGAAAAAAUGGUGUUGCUGAUCCAGAAACUCAACCUUUCUGUGUGGCACAAUGACCCACUUGGCAGGAACAGCUUCCUCGGAGAGCUAGAGAUUGAUCUGACUAGCUGGGAUUGGAGUAAUACAAAGCCUAACUGGUAUACCUUAAAACCACGGAGUCUAUCUGCAAUGAAUGGUGUGGAUCAUCUUGGAGUGAUGAAUUUGUCAAUUAGGUAUAUCCCUCCAGGAAGCCUUGGUCCAAAGCAUCCAGCCUCAGGAGAAGUUCAUAUUUGGGUGAAAGAUACUAAAGACUUACCACAACUUCGACCUUCUGGGGUUGACUCAUUUGUAAAGUGCUAUGUAUUACCGGAUACCAGCAAGAAGAGUUACCAAAAGACACGCGUCAUUAAGAAGGAUCCAAACCCAGUAUUCAACCACACCAUUGUCUAUGAUGGCUUCCACACUGAAGACUUAAAAGAUGCAUGUGUCGAGUUGACCGUCUGGGAUCAUGAAAAACUCAGCAAUCAUUUCCUUGGGGGAAUAAGACUUGGACUUGGUACAGGUUACAGUUAUGGGAUUGUUGUGGACUGGAUGGACUCUACCCAGGAAGAGGUGGCCUUAUGGCAGGAAAUGAUGAUGACUCCAAAUGAGUGGAUUGAAGGAUCCCUCCCUUUAAGAUCCUUGGCUGGGAGAAGGAAGUUCAAAUAGACUUGCUGUUUGCAAACACAUCAUGGUACUCAUAAAAUAUAGAACUCAAUAUAUCUAUUAUUUUUUUGGGGGGGUGAGUGUUUUUAUUUUCAAAAUCUACAUUAAGUGUAGAGAAUACAACACAUUUAGGAUUUUUUCCUGGUACAAGUCUGUUUUCUCAGUUUCUAAAAAGUUUUUCUGUUUGUGACUAUAAUCUUAAAAACAAUGACCUGCACAAGGGUUACUUCUUUCUUAAUGCCAAAGCACUUUAUUUUGGAUCUACUUUAAUGACUACCAUGGAACUCCCUUGGAGGGGAAUAUUUGGCAAAACCUUCACUUUUUUUUAUACCUUCUCAAGAAGACAGGUUACAGCAAUGUUUGUGAUUUGCUUAAGUAGCAGAACAUUUUGAACAUUUCAGUGUGCCAAAAGAGUUGAAAGCCUUUGUACACCACAGAUGUGAAGGUCUCAGUUGAAGUCUUAAAUGAUCGCCUGAAGAACUUGGUUUCAGUCAAUGGAGUCAUGGUACUGUGGCAGAGGACGGACAAGAAAGGGGGGAAAAAAAGACGUAGCAAACAAUAAAAUAGCAUAAAAUCAUACAUGGAGCAAGCAAAUAAAUGGAAUAAUUUGAAUUUUCCUAAUCACUGCCAUGUCUGAGGAGAUAUAUGGUUAUGUUGCGGGUUGAAAAAAAAAGGCUUUUUUCUGUUUUGUGUAAAUCAAAGGUAUGGAUCUAAGUGCUUCAGUGUUGCACUUUACAUUGGGAAAUAUGGUAAAAAAUAAAGUAAUUGUACUUGUGUUUUUUAUAUUAUGCAGCCGCUGUUUUGUAUAAUAUGCUAGGGGUAUUAAAAGGGUAUUCCCUUCUGGGACAUUGAUGGCAUAUCACUAGGAUAUCGUGUCAGAUCAGUGUGGGUCUCACCUCAGGUCCCCGCUCUUAUCUCCAGAAUGGGGUCCCCGAAGUGAAGGGAGAGCACAUCGUGCACGCUUGGUUGCCGUCCUUUACAGCUAUGGCUCGCUGGCUCUGCUAUUUCCGGCAGUCCUAUAUUAGUGAAUGGAGAGCUGGCCAUGCUUGCACAGUAUGUGCUCUAUUCACUUCUAUCAGACUUUCAAUAAAAUAACCAGUUGUGCUUGCUUUGCUAAUUUCGGAAUUCCAAUAGCAGUGAAUAGUGUACAAGCCGUACAUGCAAUGCAAUUUCUAGAAU
Messenger RNA from Bufo gargarizans (Asiatic toad), 4450 nucleotides. RefSeq names its product synaptotagmin-like protein 1. Lineage: Eukaryota; Metazoa; Chordata; Amphibia; Anura; Bufonidae. Gene Ontology annotation, biological process: intracellular protein transport; exocytosis. Bases 416 to 3274 code for a protein of 952 amino acids. The transcript has 17 exons. Gene Ontology annotation, molecular function: small GTPase binding; neurexin family protein binding. The record is from RefSeq and is a predicted model, not a curated record. Gene Ontology annotation, cellular component: exocytic vesicle; plasma membrane.